Elaeis guineensis (African oil palm) is the source of this 1042-nucleotide messenger RNA. The record is from RefSeq and is a predicted model, not a curated record. Lineage: Eukaryota; Viridiplantae; Streptophyta; Magnoliopsida; Arecales; Arecaceae.
GCUGUGUGGAGGUUUAACAUAAAGUAUGGCUGAUGCCGAGGACAUUCAACCCCUUGUCUGUGACAAUGGAACUGGGAUGGUGAAGGCUGGAUUUGCUGGAGAUGAUGCUCCCUGGGCUGUUUUUCCAAGUAUUGUUGGUUGGCCCCGCCACACUGGUGUCAUGGUUGGGAUGGGACAGAAAGAUGCAUAUGUUGGUGAUGAGGCCCAGUCCAAGAGACUGACUUUGAAAUAUCCUAUUGAGCAUGGAAUUGUCAGUAAUUGGGAUGAUAUGGAGAAGAACUGGCAUCAUACAUUCUACAAUGAGCUCCGUGAGCUCCGUGUAGCACCUGAAGAACAUCCAGUUCUUCCUACAGAAGCCCCUCUGAAUCCAAAGGCCAACAGGGAAAAGAUGACACAAAUAAUGUUUGAGACGUUUAAUGUUCCUGCCAAGUAUGUUGCCAUUCAAGCUGUCCUCCCCCUUUAUGCUAGUGGACGUACAACAGGUAUUGUGCUGGACUCUGGUGAUGGUGUCAGCCACACAGUCCCGAUCUAUGAGGGACAUGCACUUCCACAUGCUAUCUUACGGCUUGAUCUUGCUGGUACAGAUCUGACAGCAGAUGCUUUGAUGAAGAUUUUGACUGAGAGGGGGUACUCCUUCACUACCACAGCCGAGCGGGAAAUUGUUCGUGACAUUAAAGAGAAGCUUGCUUAUGUAGCCCUUGAUUAUGAGCAAGAGCUCGAGACUGCCAAGAGCAGCUCGGCAGUUGAGAAAAGCUAUGAGCUACCUGAUGGCCAGGUCAUCACCAUUGGGGCUGAGCGAUUCUUCGAGCCUGCUCUCAUUGGUAUGGAAACCCCUGGUAUCCAUGAGACUACCUACAAUUCUAUCAUGAAGUGUGGCGUGGAUAUCAGGAAGGACUUGUAUGCGAACAUUGUGCUUAGUGGAGGGUCCACUAUGUUCCCGGGCAUUGCUGACCGUAUGAGUGUAGUUGUCUGCACAAGAUGCCGAGUAGAACAUCUUGUCUUGGGGUUCGUUGAUCAAUUGCUGUGCUUGAGUCUGAAAUAG